ACCCUCCUUUUCAGCAGGGCUGCAGAAGGAGUGAGUGGGGAAGGGGUGAUCCGCGCCCUCCUCGCUCUGGUUCUCUGGUGCGCCCUCCGCUCCGUCUGGGGAGCAGCACAGCCCGGCCAUGAGGCUGUCCCCGCUCCUGGUUUUCCUGCUUCUCAUUCCAGUAGCUGUGCAGCUGCUGGACACUAGGCAUUUUUUGAUAUAUAAUGAAGACCACAAGCGCUGCGUGGAGGCAGUCAGCCCCAGUGCGGUCCAGACAGCAGUUUGCAACCGGGACACGGAAGCACAGAGAUUCCGCUGGGUGUCUGAAUCCCAGAUUAUGAGUGUUGCCUUUAAAUUAUGCUUGGGGGUGCCAUCAAAAACGGAUUGGGUUGCUGUCACUCUCUAUGCCUGUGACUCGAAAAGUGAAUUUCAGAAGUGGGAGUGCAAAAAUGACACACUUUUGGGGAUCGAGGGAGAAGAUUUAUAUUUUAACUAUGGCAAUAAACAAGAAAAGAACAUUAUGCUUUACAAAGGAUCCGGUUUAUGGAGCAGAUGGAAGAUCUAUGGGACCACAGAUGAUUUAUGUUCAAGAGGUUAUGAAGUCAUGUACUCACUUCUGGGCAAUGCGAACGGAGCAGCCUGUGUAUUUCCAUUCAAGUUUAAAAACAAGUGGUAUGCGGAUUGCACGAAGGAUGGGUCAUCGGACGGCUGGUUAUGGUGUGGAGCCACUGCAGAUUAUGACACGGAUAAACUGUUUGGAUACUGUCCAUUGAAAUUUGAAGGCAGUGAAAACUUAUGGAAAAAAGACCCACUGACGGGCAUUUCCUACCAGAUUAACUCCAAAUCUGCUUUAACCUGGCAUCAGGCGAGGAAGAGUUGCCAACAGCAGAGUGCCGAACUCCUGAGCGUCACAGAGAUCCAUGAGCAAACAUACCUGACAGGAUUAACCAGUUCCUUGACCUCAGGACUCUGGAUUGGACUUAACAGUCUGGGUGUGAACAGUGGAUGGCAGUGGAGUAGCGGCAGCCCGUUCCGAUACUUGAACUGGUUACCAGGAAGUCCAUCGGCAGAACCUGGGACAAGCUGUGUGUCCCUGAAUCCUGGAAAGAAUGCUAAAUGGGAAAAUCUGAACUGUGCCCAGAGACUAGGCUACAUUUGUAAAAAGGGCAACACGACGUUGCAUCCUUCUAUUAUUCCCUCAGACAGUGAUGUGCCUACUAACUGUCCACAUCAGUGGUGGCCGUACGCAGGCAACUGCUACAAGAUUCACAGAGAGGAGAAGAAAAUCCAAAGAGAUGCUUUGACCGCGUGCAGGAAGGAAGGUGGUGACCUAGCAAGUGUCCGCAACAUCGAGGAGUUUGACUUCAUCAUCUCCCAGCUGGGUUAUGAGCCAAACGAUGAGUUAUGGAUUGGCUUAAAUGACAUCAAGAUUCAAAUGUAUUUUGAAUGGAGUGAUGGGACCCCAGUCACCUUUACCAAAUGGCUUCGUGGAGAACCAAGCCAUGAAAACAACAGGCAAGAAGACUGCGUUGUGAUGAAAGGCAAGGAUGGGUACUGGGCAGAUAGGGCCUGCGAGCAGUCUCUUGGCUACAUCUGUAAAAUGAAAUCACAAACCCAUGUGCCUGGGAUAAUAGAAGUGGAGCCAGGCUGCCGGAAGGGCUGGAAAAGACAUGGCUUCUACUGCUAUCUGAUUGGACACACACUUUCAACCUUUGCAGAAGCAAACCAAACCUGUGUGAAUGAGAAGUCUUACCUAACAACGGUUGAAAACAGAUAUGAGCAAGCCUUUCUAACUAGUUUCGUUGGACUGAGGCCUGAAAAAUAUUUCUGGACAGGACUUUCAGAUGUACAGAACAAAGGGACCUUUCAGUGGACCAUCGAGGAGGAGGUUCUGUUCACUCACUGGAACUCAGACAUGCCAGGGAGAAAACCAGGGUGUGUUGCCAUGAGAACUGGCAUCGCAGGAGGCUUGUGGGAUGUUCUGAGAUGUGAAGAAAAGGCAAAAUUUGUGUGCAAACACUGGGCAGAAGGAGUCACUCGCCCACCGGAGCCCACAACAACACCUGAACCCAGAUGUGCAGAGGACUGGGGCACCACCAGUAAAACAAGCUUGUGUUUCAAGCUGUUUACAAAAGGAACCCAUGAGAAGAAGACAUGGUUUGAUGCUCAAGAUUUCUGUAAAGCUCUGGGUGGAGAUCUAGCGAGUAUCAAUAACAAAGAGGAACAGCAGACAAUUUGGCGAUUAAUAACGACUAGUGGAAAGUACCACGAACUGUUUUGGUUGGGCUUGACACAUGGAAACCCUUCAGAGGGCUUUACUUGGAGUGAUGGUUCUCCUGUUUCCUAUGAAAAUUGGGCUUUUGGAGAACCUAAUAAUUAUGGAAAUACUGAAUACUGUGGAGAGUUGAAAGGCGACUCUUCUAUGUCCUGGAAUGAUAUUAACUGUGAACAUCUUAAGAACUGGAUUUGCCAGAUACAUAAAGGACAAACACCAAAACCUGAGCCAACACCAGCUCCUGAAGACAAUCCACCAGUCACUGAAGAUGGGUGGGUUAUUUACAAAGACUACCAGUAUUACUUUAGCAAACAGUCGGAAACCAUGGACAAUGCACGAGAAUUCUGCAAGAAGAAUUUUGGUGACCUUGUUUCUAUUCAAAGUGAAAGUGAAAAGAAGUUUCUAUGGAAAUAUGUAAACAGGAAUGAUGCACAACCAGCAUACUUUAUUGGUUUAUUGAUCAGCUUGGAUAAAAAGUUUAGUUGGAUGGAUGGAAACAAGGUGAAUUAUGUGGCUUGGGCUCCAGGUGAACCCAAUUUUGCAAAUGAUGACGAAAACUGUGUGGUCAUGUAUUCAAAUUCAGGGUUUUGGAACGACAUUAACUGUGGUUAUCCAAACCCCUUCAUCUGCCAGCGGCAUAACAGCAGCAUCAACGCCACAGCCAUGCCCACCACGCCCUCCGCCCCAGGAGGCUGCAAGGAAGGUUGGAGUUUCUACAACAACAAGUGUAUCAAAAUCUUUGGAUUUGUUGAAGAAGAAAGAAAAGCGUGGUCCGAGGCACGUAAAGCUUGCAUAGCAUUCGGAGGAAAUCUGAUAUCCAUCCGCAACGAGAGAGAGCAAGCAUUUAUUACCUAUCAUAUGAAGGACUCCACUUUCAAUGCCUGGACAGGGCUGAACGAUAUCAAUUCAGAGCACACGUUCCUUUGGACAGACGGGCGAGGAGUUCACUACACCAACUGGGGGAAAGGUUACCCUGGCGGAAGAAGGAGCAGUCUUUCUUAUGAAGAUGUGGACUGUGUUGUUGUUAUUGGAGGGAAGUCAAAAGAGGCAGGAAAAUGGAUGGACGAUACCUGUGAGAGUAAGCGAGGUUACAUAUGCCAGAUGCUUCCCGACUCUUCCUUGCCUAAUUCUCCAGCAACAGUUCCAACAGAUGGCUUUGUUAAAUAUGGUCAAAGUAGCUAUUCACUCAUGAAAUUAAAGUUACAAUGGCAUGAAGCAGAAAAUUAUUGCAAGCUUCACGAUUCUUCCAUGGCUAGCAUUCUCGACUCCUAUAGCAAUGCAUUUGCCUGGAUGCAAAUGCAGACAUUUAAUGAACCUGUGUGGAUCGGCCUGAACAGUAACUUGACCAAUUCUGAAUACGUUUGGACUGAUAAAUGGAGGGUGAGAUACACUAAUUGGGCUUCUGAUGAGCCCAAACUGAAAUCAGCAUGUGUUUAUCUGGAUGUUGAUGGCUACUGGAAGACAGCACAUUGCAAUGAGAGUUUUUACUGUCUCUGCAAAAAAUCAGAUGAAAUCCCUGCCACUGAACCUCCACAACUGCCUGGCAGAUGCCCCGAGUCAGACCACACGGCGUGGAUCCCUUUCCAUGGUCACUGCUACUAUAUCGAGUCUUCAUAUACAAGGCACUGGGGCCAAGCAUCUCUGGAAUGUCUUCGAAUGGGUUCCUCUUUGGUUUCCAUUGAAAGUGCUGCUGAAUCCAGUUUUCUGUCAUACCGAGUUGAGCCACUUCAAAGCAAAACCAAUUUUUGGAUAGGAUUGUAUAGAAAUAUUGAAGGGAAGUGGCUAUGGAUCAACGACAACCCCGUCUCCUUUGUCAACUGGAACACAGGAGAACCCUCUGGUGAACGAAAUGACUGUGUAGCUUUAGUUGCAUCUUCUGGAUUUUGGAGUAAUAUUCACUGUUCUUCCUACAAAGGAUUUAUUUGUAAAAGACCAAAAAUUGUUGAUGCUGAGCCUACCCGAACAGCAAUGACAGAAAAAGCCGACCCAAGGAAGAUGGAGCCUUCCAAGCCGUCUUCCCGAGUGGCAGGAGUCGUCGUGGUCGUGAUCCUGUUGAUUGCACUGGGUGUUGGCCUCGCCGCGUAUUUGUUUUAUAAGAAGAGGCGCGUGCACUUGCCACCUCAGGAGAACACUUUUGAAAACACCCUCUAUUUUAACAGUAGAUCAAGUGCAGGGACCGGUGAUACAAAAGAUCUCGUGGGUAACAUUGAACAGAAUGAACAUGCAGUCAUCUAGAAACACCAUGUGAUUUAGAUAUAUUUGAAUUUCGUAGGCUUGUAACUGAAAUGUUAAGGUCUUUAAUUCAAUCUGAUUAUUUUGUUUAAAAUUAGGACUGUGUUGCACUGGUCUGUCCUUUUUCUUUGCCUGAUUGCAGAAAUAAUUACUCAUUUUCUAACCUAGCAAGAUAUUUUCAUCAAAGAGAGAUACUAUUGACUACCGCUCUGAAAAAGAUCUUAGGUGAAUACAUAGCACAAUAAUGCUAAUAUUUAAGCAUCAUUGGUGUGUAGCUAUUGUCAACUGCAUGCAGAUUAUAAGAAUUCCAGGUACAACCGACUAAGCUUCUUGAAAUAGUUUAAGGAGCCCCUAAAGAAAUGUUACCUAUGGAAUAAUAAUUCAGUAAUUAGAAGACCAUUUUAAAAAUUAAGUACAAUAACCCCAGAUGGCAUAAAAAUUUAGUCACUUUUUUUUUCAACCAAUCUUAAUUUUCACUGAAAUUACCUAGAAUUAUAUUUGUACAUAUGCAGAAAGAAUAAGACAGCUGAGAAUGUUGUUUUCUCCAAGCAGGGUUUUGAGGCUGAAUAGUGUAAAGGUGUUCUUUGUCCUGUUAUAUGUAUAUCAGGAAUGCAAAGAUGUGAAGUAAAAAUGUAAAUUUGCAUAACUGGAUGUACUUAGAUAAUGUGAAAUAAACAUCAAA
Messenger RNA from Molossus molossus (Pallas's mastiff bat), 5168 nucleotides. It is a transcript of the gene MRC1, whose product is annotated as mannose receptor C-type 1. The record is from RefSeq and is a predicted model, not a curated record. Lineage: Eukaryota; Metazoa; Chordata; Mammalia; Chiroptera; Molossidae. Gene Ontology annotation, molecular function: signaling receptor activity. Bases 119 to 4489 code for a protein of 1456 amino acids. The transcript has 30 exons.